This is a messenger RNA of Arabidopsis lyrata subsp. lyrata, 1010 nucleotides long. RefSeq names its product polyubiquitin. The transcript is spliced from 2 exons. Gene Ontology annotation, biological process: modification-dependent protein catabolic process; protein ubiquitination. Bases 122 to 868 code for a protein of 248 amino acids. Gene Ontology annotation, cellular component: cytoplasm; nucleus. The record is from RefSeq and is a predicted model, not a curated record. Gene Ontology annotation, molecular function: ubiquitin protein ligase binding; protein tag activity. Lineage: Eukaryota; Viridiplantae; Streptophyta; Magnoliopsida; Brassicales; Brassicaceae.
AGAUUUAGUUUUGAGAAGUUUCUAAAUAAAUAAAUAAAAAUUGUUCUUUUUUUUUUGAACACCAAAAAUUGUUCUUUAAUCUUUCAAGUUCAUAGUUUUGAUUUGACUCGAGUGGUGCAAUAUGCAUAUUUCUAUCAAGACGGUAGAAGGAAAGACCAUAAACCUAGAGGUUGACGAUAGCUCCGAUACCAUCGAUCUAAGGAUUCAUGGACCCACCCGUGAAUUGGUUCUUCGUUUAAGUCCUGAUCCGGCUCCGAAAGCAGUCAUGCGGAUUUUUGUACAGACUCUAGGGGGAAAAUUAUUCAUCCUCGAGGUGGAGGAGACCGAGACCAUUGAAAACGUCAUGGCCAAGAUCCAUGAAAAGGGAGGACCACCAGUGGACCAGCAGAGGCUAAUCUUCCAAGGCAAGCAGCUCGACAAAGGUCGCACCAUGGCUGACUACAGAAUCAAGACGGAGUCAACCCUUUGCGUGAUGUCACGUCUUUGCGGCAAUAUGCAUAUUUCUAUCAAGACGGUGGAAGGAAAGACCAUAAACCUAGAGGUUGAUGAUAGCUCCGACACCAUCGAUCUAAGGAUUCAUGGACCCACCCGUGAAUUGGUUCUUCGUUUAAGUCCUGAUCCGGGUCCGAAAGCAGUCAUACGGAUUUUUGUACAGACUCUAGGGGGAAAAGCAUUCAUCCUCGAGGUGGAGGAGACCGAGACCAUUGAAAACGUCAUGGCCAAGAUCCAUGAAAAGGGAGGACCACCAGUGGACCAGCAGAAGCUAAUCUUCAAAGGCAAGGAGCUCGUCAAAGGUCGCACCAUGGCUGACUACAGAAUCAAGACGGAGUCAACCCUUUGCGUGAUGUCACGUCUUUGCGGUUGCUAACUAGAAUAAUGUCUCUUGUUUUCAAAGUUUUUUUUUUUGAGGUUGAUUUUUGGUGAUUUAUCUAAAUCUUUCAUUAUUAUGUUUCUCUAAAUUGAGAUUUAUCUUUAAUUUUUGAUGAAUCGUUAUCCACUACUGAAAAAAA